Ceutorhynchus assimilis (cabbage seed weevil) is the source of this 741-nucleotide messenger RNA. The record is from the annotation of a GenBank genome assembly. Lineage: Eukaryota; Metazoa; Arthropoda; Insecta; Coleoptera; Curculionidae.
AUGACAAAACAGGUAAACAGUAGAGUAUUGGAUAAAGAUAGUUUUGCUCAGUAUUGUAACAAUAGUGGUUUAGUUAAGAUGGAGAAAAUUAUUAAAAUGCUUAGUGAACGUAGUAAGCCUUUGAUAUUACAUGAUGGACAUAAUUUUUUUAAAUAUCGAGUUAAAAGUACCGGAGAAAUGUGUUGGAGCUGCAUCAAAAAGACGUGUAAUAUGAAGUUAUAUACUAUAGGUACUGAUGAUGUGUUCUCCAAAGUUAGUGGAUCCCAUAGUCACGAAAAAAUUUAUAUUAGAGACUUGAAUCGUCAACAAGUCAAUAAUAGUUUAAAACGCAAGAUUCGUGAUGGUGACAUAGUUGUAACGGAAAGACCGUCUAAAAUAAUACAUAUGGAACUGAAUCAACAAAAUUCGACUCUUAAAGACAUUAAGCAAAUUCGGAAUAACAUAAGUCAUACAAAGCUCAAACUUAUGCCUAAGUUACCGCGAUCUACAUCCGACGUCCAUGAUUUUUUGAGAUCAAUUGAGAUUUCAACUAUCUUGGAUGAGAAUUUUUUGCUGAUUAACGAUAUUGAAAACAACAUUGUUGUAUUUUCGUGUUUGAGAAAUAUGAAAUUUAUGUGUGGACAAAAUACUUUGUUUAUGGAUGGAACAUUUGAUUAUUGCACCAAUUUUUCACCAAAUCAGCCACCUGUACAAUUACUUAUGAAUAGCGAAAUGAUGCGAAAUUAUGGAAUCGAAACUUAA